AUGUCAUUCAAUAUUGACGAUGAAACAUACCGUAUUAUUAUUGAUAAUGGUUCUGGCACAAUUAAGGCCGGUUUUCAUGUUGAUGAUAAACCUCGAGUAAUUUUUCGUACUGUAAUUGGUCGUUUACAUCAUCUGAAAACUCUAGAUGAAACGACUCAAGCAGAUCUAUUUAUUGGACAAAACACAUUAGACAGUAAAGAAAUUUUAUCUAUUUCUUGUCCUAUCGAACAAGGUAUUAUUACAAAUUGGGAUGAUAUGGAAAAAAUUUGGCAUCAUACUUUUCAUAAUGAACUUCGUAUUUCACCAGAAGAACAUCCAGUUUUACUUAGUGAAGGACCAUUAAAUCCUAAAGCUAAUCGUGAAAAAAUGGCAAAAAUAAUUUUCGAGCAAUUUAAUACGCCUGCUAUGUAUGUAGCAAAUCAGAGUGUUCUUUCAUUUUAUUCUUUGGGUAAAACAGCUGGUGUUAUUCUUGAAAGUGGUGAUGGCGUUUCAUACACUGUACCAAUCAAUGAAGGUUAUGCUAUACCACAUGCAAUUAACCGUCUUGAUAUAGCUGGACGUGAUUUAACUGAUUUUAUGGCUCGAUUAUUAGCCGAACGUGGUUAUGCAUUUACAACGACAGCCGAACGUGAAAUUGUUCGUGAUAUUAAAGAAAAACUUGGUUAUGUUACAUUAGAUUUUGAACAAGAAUUAGCAAGUGCAAAUCGUUCGAAUAGUAUCGAGAAGAACUAUGAAUUACCAGAUGGUCAAAAGAUAACAAUUGGUAAUGAAUGUUUUCAAUGUCCUGAAGCACUUUUUGUACCAACUACAAUGGGUCGAGAAGAACCUGGUAUUGCUGAAACGGUUUAUAGUACAAUAAUGAAAUGUGAUCUUGAUAUUCGAAAAGAAUUAUAUACGAAUAUUAUGCUUUCGGGAGGAACAACUAUGUUUCCAGGUAUUGUUGAACGAAUGCAAAAAGAAAUAACAGCAUUAGCUCCAUCAACAAUGAAAACUCGUAUUGUUGCUCCACAGGAACGAGAAUAUGCAGUAUGGAUUGGUGGUUCAAUUCUUAGUUCAUUAUCAACAUUUCAAACAAUGUGGAUAACAAAACAAGAAUAUAAUGAAUUUGGUCCAUCGAUUGUGCAUCGAAAAUAUUUUUAA
Rotaria sp. Silwood1 is the source of this 1140-nucleotide messenger RNA. Lineage: Eukaryota; Metazoa; Rotifera; Eurotatoria; Philodinida; Philodinidae. The record is from the annotation of a GenBank genome assembly.